CUAAAAUUACUUUGCUUUUAUGGAAAAAUGUCGCCAAGAGCGUAUUAAUUGGGCUAAUUCAUUCUAAAUUACCAAAAAAAAUGUUUUCUUAUUUUGACAGCACAGCUUCCUGAAAAGGAUUUUACUGCCGGUGAAAUCGAAGUUAGAAUUUUCCAAUCUUUCUCUUCGUUUCCCACGCAGUGGCAAAACAGACGUUCCUCAGAAAAAUUUGUUUUCAAUCGCAGUUACAGCAGCUGCUGCAGCAAUCCUAGGCAAAGUUGGUUUGAUUUGUCUUUUAACGCAUACAAAAGGGUCAAAACAAAUAAAGAGAAGAAAUCGAGAUUGAGGAAACAGCGGAACAAGUGGCUGACAUGAACGAAAACUCAGCCCCAGCAAGUCAAAAUCCUCCCCCGCAAGCUCUUCCGACUUUGCCGAACGAAGAUGCUGAAAACAUCGCAUCAACGAUCCUCUACGCUUUUCUGUCGCUGUUUAUAAUACUGGGAAACGUUCUUGUCGUCGCAGCGUUCAGGUUUAAUAGAAGGCUUCGCACCAUAAAUAACACCUUCCUGGUCGGCUUAGCCGUAUCAGACCUCUUGGUUGGGCUGAUAUCGAUUCCGUUGUGGAUUUACAUCUCGUCUUGCCAACAGUUGAUAACAUGCGUGAUAGAUAAAGACCUACUUACAUUUUAUUCAACGGUGGACAUUUUCACUGGUUGUGCCUCAGUGCUGCAGCUUACUGCGAUCAGUAUGGAACGAUAUUUGGCGAUAACUCGGCCGAUAAACCACCGAGCUUAUUCCAUGUGGAUUUACUACGGGAUGAUCAUGGCUGCGUGGAGCUUCGCUUUUAUCAUGGCAGGACUGUUUCCCGUUCAGAUGAGCAAGUGGCAGAAACCUUACAGCAUCAUUCUCUUUAUAGCGUGCUUUGCUGUCCCAGCACUUAUCAUAGUGACUAUGUAUGCCAUCAUUUUCCAGGCGGCUAAGGGGACCUCCCGAGCUAGGGUCCAUCCCAUAGGACACGGAGGAAACAGCGCACAAACUGAAGCCAAAAUUGCUGCCACCAUCGCGGUCAUCACCGGACUUUUUAUAAUCGCGUGGUUGCCAUUUUGCGUCGUGAACCUGUUUGCAGAGUUCUGGCAUCAUUUACUGCCACCUUUUCCUGAAAUUCUGAGGCUUAUUCGGUUCGUGAAGUGGAUGCAUUACUCCAAUAGUAUGGUAAACCCGAUGGUGUAUGCUUACCGCAAUGGCGAGAUGAGGAAAACCUUUAAAAGAUUGUUGCUGACUUGUUUUGGCUGUCGUGGCGUCCCACACAGAAAUAUUCGAGCUCAUGCGUCUGCCGUGGCCCAUAGCAGACGAAACAGUGAUCCGUCUCCAUCACGGGGAAGAACGAGAAAUAAUCUUAACAACGACACAAGCUCUUCCGGACGAAGAAAUAGCCCUGGAGGGAGAUUAUCAUCUGAGAACAAAAGGGUUGAUGAUCCCAUCCCUAGUGAUAGCUCAUUUCGCAAUGGUCCUUUUUUUGUUCCCAUCCAGCUCGAUGUAGAACGGGCAUCCUCGCCGAUGAUGCCUAACACUUCCACCUUGGCUGUCCUGGGUGACUGACAUUAUACUUCUUUUUAUACUUGCACUACAUCAUAUCAUAUACAAGUGCCAAGAACAGUCUUAAGGUUCUAAUAUUAAUAUAUAUCUUCAAAUUCUUCGAAUUAUUUUUCUGGGAAAUGUAUAAAACUCAGAGGAGAAUACUUGGAGUCUAUGACGAUUUGCAUUCACGAUAGAGCGCGCUUUUCGAUCGACUAUCGUAAAAUAAAAACAAACGCAAUGCGGCCAGUCAGAAUCACUUUUGUCCAGAAAUGCCCAUAGAAACGAAAAUGGCGAGUGAAUGAGUGAAUGUACAUGACUUUUACGAUUUUGGCGAAUUUUAGUCAAAAUUGUCAAAGCGAAAUUGACGAUUUAGACGAAUUUUAGACAAAUCGUUAAAGCGAAAUCAGCUUGGUGGAUCUGACGAUUUUGACGAAUUUUUCGCCAUUUUCGUUAUUGCAUGCAUUUCUGAACAUAUCUCGUCAGAAGAGAUGAGAAAAUCACCAGAAGCCAAUGAGAAAACAAGCAAACUGCCCGAGGCGCGGAAAAACCUGAGUGGACAAGACGCACGAUUGGUUCUCAGUAGUUUUAAAUUUUAUUGGUUAAGAGAGUGGCGCAAGUUUUCUCGGCCAAUCAGAAAGCAGAGUAAAGCUUAACAAAGGCAAUUUCGGAUUAAUUUCCACACGCAAUAAAAAACUGCUCUCUAAGAGCUGAUUUCAUAGCUAAAUCUUGAGGGGAAAAUGAAGUAGAUAAGGAGCAAGUGAAGUGAGACUAUCUUUAAUGACAUUUAAUGUUAACAUCAAAAUCUCGUCACAAAACUUUUUCCUGUGACUUGCUCAUUUUUUCACUCAUUAAGAACAUUUCGUCCCUCAAUGGAUGAUUUUUGUUGCCCAUGGAACUCAAACAGGGCUAGUAACACAAAGUCUAACUUAAACCACGUGUUAAGACUUCAAAUGAGCCUCGAGAAUCUUUUUUUUUUUUUACCACCUGAAGGUGUUUUGAACACUUCGCGGUUUUAGUCGUGACAGUAGCUCUCGGGAGCCAAGCUAGAUAAUACGACGUACGCAGCAAUCCAUUUAAGGUUGCUGCUUAGAAGAGAAAGCUAUUGUCAAAUAUAGUUAAUAUAUUAUUAAUGUCAGAGAAAGAGCCUUAGCAGAUAAGAAAGAACACUACGGUCAAACGUCGGGCAUGCGCAUGGGAAUCAAUUCUGGCAGGCCUCGUGCCAAUUUCCCGCCCAAAUUUCCAAGGAAAACAUAAACAACCGCUGUCUCGCGAAAUAAGUUAAAGAAAAUUGAAACGUUCAUACAAAUCUAUAAAAGGAAACAAAAAUAGGGGAAAGGAAAAUUCGAGACUUUUCGAACACAAUGCUUCUUCAAGAACAAUUUUCCUGUUGAUUUACCAUUCUGUUUUGAACUUUACCUAGAGGGUUAUUUGCUUUUAAAAUACCGUGACUUACUGGCUUUCCCUGGCUUCUGUGGUUGUUUGUAGUUCGUAUGAGACAGCAUGGUUUUGAAAGCCUGGCUGUAAGCACGUCAACUAGUCGUUACAACGUUAGCACAUCCGUAGACAUUUGACCGUUUGGCGCAGUAGUUUCGGUUCAAGGCUAAAAUAUCUUUCAAAAUCCACUCAGAAGUAAAAUUAAAGUAUAUCUGAGUGAUAUAGCAUGCUUGUCAACAUAUAAGUCGGCAUAAAUGUACUAGUAUCCAUUUUUUUUGCCCACGGAUCUGUACAAUCUCUAUUAGAAAACGACUGCGAAAAAAUAUUUGACACGAAAACCGGCAAAAGAUCAAUGAGGGAUUUUAUUCCUCGGCCCUUAGAAAUGGACACCAGGUACGUUUAUUCGGACUAUUUCUGGAACAAGUGCAAAUUGAAAAUAUAUAUAGAAUAAGGUUAUUAGUUAUUAUACACUUAAGCUGAAACAAUGUUGUUCAAUUGCU
Molecule: messenger RNA, 3490 nt
Organism: Stylophora pistillata
Lineage: Eukaryota; Metazoa; Cnidaria; Anthozoa; Scleractinia; Pocilloporidae
Product: beta-1 adrenergic receptor
Biological process (GO): chemical synaptic transmission; G protein-coupled receptor signaling pathway, coupled to cyclic nucleotide second messenger
Cellular component (GO): plasma membrane; dendrite
Molecular function (GO): G protein-coupled serotonin receptor activity; neurotransmitter receptor activity
Source: RefSeq, a predicted model, not a curated record